AUGGGAGGCGGAGGCUGCUGGUGGUGGGGUCGGGCGGCUCGCCUGGCCCGGCGCCCCUGCUUCCGGGGGGUGCUGCUGUUGGCGGCCCCGAGGCGCGGCCGGGCCGGCCGGGGCGCCUUCGGCCCCGGGCCCGGGGCCCGCGCUGCGGCCGCGCCGCCCCCCGUGUCUGAGCUGGACCGCGCGGACGCCUGGCUCCUGCGGAAGGCGCAUGAGACGGCCUUCCUCUCUUGGUUCAGAAAUGGCCUCUUGGCCUCGGGCAUAGGAGUCAUCUCCUUCAUGCAGAGCGAUAUGGGCCGGGAGGCUGCUUAUGGCUUCUUCCUCCUGGGCGGCCUGUGCGUGUUCUACGGCGGAGCCUCGUACGUGGCCGGCGUGGCUUCGCUCCGGCGGCCCAUGAUGCUGUCGCUGGGCGGAGCGCUGGUCGGGGGCGCGGCCGUGGCCUCCGCGGGCCUGCUCUGGGCCUGCGCCGUGGGCCUCUACCUGGGCCAGCUGGAGCUGGAGGUGGAGGGGCCCGAACCCGAGCCGGGGCUGGAGCCGGACGAAGCAGAUGAGGAGGAGUCACCGGCCGCCAGGGCCGGCCCGCCGCGGGGCCAGGCCAAGUGAGGGGCCGCGGGCACGGCCCGGGCACCAUUAAAGGCCCCCCCCGCACUCACA
This is a messenger RNA of Vombatus ursinus (common wombat), 651 nucleotides long. It is a transcript of the gene TMEM160, whose product is annotated as transmembrane protein 160. The transcript is spliced from 3 exons. The coding region runs from base 1 to 600 and encodes 199 amino acids. The record is from RefSeq and is a predicted model, not a curated record. NCBI's taxonomy places the organism in Eukaryota, Metazoa, Chordata, Mammalia, Diprotodontia, Vombatidae.